This is a messenger RNA of Triticum aestivum (bread wheat), 1774 nucleotides long. RefSeq lists its product as uncharacterized. The coding region runs from base 137 to 1774 and encodes 545 amino acids. NCBI's taxonomy places the organism in Eukaryota, Viridiplantae, Streptophyta, Magnoliopsida, Poales, Poaceae. The record is from RefSeq and is a predicted model, not a curated record. The transcript is spliced from 10 exons.
GAGAGCUCGAGCGGCGGCGGAGGGCGAGGCGAUUCCUGGAGGCGAUUCCCCAUUUCAUGGCGAUUUGGAGCUCAGCCGCCGGAGGAUUUUGACGGCAGCGUCUUCGUUCUCGUCGCCCGCAGCUGCGCCGGUUUAAAUGGGCAAGCUACGGAAAGCUUGUAAUUGGGAUGUCCCUGUAGUUUCAUCUUUAGAUAGUGAUGAUUCUGGAGGUGAAGGAUUUGUGCCUAAUGAUUUUGCAGAAGAUGGUUCUUUCCCUGUGUCUAUGGGAUUAUCUGGUGAUGAAGGAGGGCUUGACAAAGCUCUUCUGAAGUUCUAUCUCAACCGAAAAGUAAAAUGCCUCAAGAGGAAAUUAUCAUCUGCUUCAAGGAGGAAUGUGAGGCAGAAACGCUCUAGUGAUUACCCUACUUGUGCUACUUUCACUAGAUAUUCUGGGAAGUUCUUCUCUGGUGUUGUUGAUGGUCUAUGUUCUAGGUAUCGAGAUGUUGUCCAGAGAUAUGGCAUGGGCUGUCUCUUAGAGUUUGUUAGGACUGAGGUGCCCCUUAGGUUAGUGAAGUGGCUCGCCAGUAGGUUUGAUGUCCUUUCAUCUGAAUUCCAGCUCAAAAAGAAAUUUAUCCCAAUGACCAAGUAUGAUAUUCAUGACAUCCUUGACCUUCCAGUAGAUGGUGAGCCACUUGUGUGUGAUGCUGAAUCUGGCCGUGAUUUUAUCCUCUCUCACUUCAACUUGACCAGUAUUCCUCCCGUGUCCUUCUUUGCCAACAAGCUAAAAUCAACCGAAGUCGAGUUGCCUGAUGAAGAUGUCUUUAUCUGUUUCAUGAUUGUUGCUUUUUCAUCAUUCCUUUGUCCCAACUCUAGCCUCAGUCCUAGCCCAAAGUACCUUCACAUCUUCCGGGAUUGUCCUUCUGUGCGUAACUAUGAUCUGUCAAAAUUUGUUUAUGAGUGGCUGUUGAGUUCCAUAAAAAAGUUCAAGGAUUCCACUAAAGUUGCUUCCAAAAGAUCAGUGACGUUUGGCGGUUGUCACUACGCUUUUGCUGUUUGUUACCUUGACCAACUCAAUUUCGGUCUUCACUCUGUUUCUGAUGUAAAGCCUCGCAUCCUAGCCUGGAGAGGCAACAAAGUUAAGCAAUUUUCAGAGCUUGAUAGAAACAAUAGCCACUCUUUUGGUAAGAGGCCUCUAAAGCAGCUGUGUGCUUCAGUUCAUCCGCAGUCUAUCGACAAAUUUUCAGCAAGCAAGGAUGGUGAUGUUCCCUUUUGCAAUGCCAAACUUUUCGAAAUGAACGUCCAGAAAUCAUUUUGUGCUCGUUUUGGGUUAGAGGCUGCUCAAGUAGUUAUAGACCUUGUUAAAGAUAGGAACAAGGACAAGCCUAAGCUAUUUGUAGAAUGGUCAGAAUCACUUGUAAUUGAUAUUAUUGAUUGCAUAGCAAACUCACCAUUGAUUGCAAAAUCUAUUGCUACACCAAAAUUUUCUCCAAGCGAAUUUCAAUCUCUGAGCAACUUCUCUUUUGGCAAAAAGUCUGUUUCUAUUCAUUCUUUUAUUGCUGAAAGAAACUUUGAAAAUGUUGUCGAAAAGCCGUCUUCCCAAGUUCAGUCCCCAAUCCCCAAUUUGAACGAAGCUUCUAAUUUUGCUGCUGGUGUUAUUUUGGAUGGGGAUUUUGUCAAUCCAGUAGCAUUAUCUAGCUCAUCUCCAGCUCCUAAGAGUGUGGUGAACGAAGCUAAUGUUGAAGGUGCAAUUCCAGUAGCUCCUCUAUCUUGCGCAAAAAGUGCUUCUAUGCUAUAG